AUGGCGUGCACAAUCGGCACGUCCAUCUAUGCCCGCAUCUCAUACUUUCAACAAGCGGCACCCUACCUGACGAAGGCCAUUGAGACUACCGAGGUCGACGGCAAUUCUAGCGGCUCUAAUCUUCCACACGUGUCGGCCUUAUCGAUCACGGCCUCGUCAUGA
Anthostomella pinea is the source of this 162-nucleotide messenger RNA. NCBI's taxonomy places the organism in Eukaryota, Fungi, Ascomycota, Sordariomycetes, Xylariales, Xylariaceae. The record is from the annotation of a GenBank genome assembly.